UACUAUAGAAGAGUUGAGAGUUGUGUUGAAAAGGAGAAGGGGUAUGUGGAUAAAUAUUUUGUAUGUACACUGAGAUUGAAUUGUACUGUUGUGUGUGUGUGUGGUUUGGGGUUAUGAGUCACCCCACAAUAUACAAUCUAGGGGUCACACGGAGUGUGUUUUCUGCUGGAUAAUAGUACUGUCUAUCUUUAUAACUAAUAGAUUAACUGAUAGGGGGAGGGGCAGUCAGUCACAGGGCGCAUCACUUCCUGCUUAAUCUGAUUUUUAAAUCCUUGGAGAUCGUACCAGCCGUGAGAGCAGAUCAGGUCGUAUAGCUCAAUAAAAGUUAGUCAAAAAUCUAAUGAAACUUUUUUGUCGAAUCGUUUGCUUACUGUCCACAUAACACACGAUCUUUAUUGUCAGUUCAAAUACCCCAUCAAAACGUAAUUUAGAGCAGUUUUCUUUUUAUUUGCUAACCCAUGUGCAAUUCGAGUCGUACCGGAACAAAUGCUUCCUACCUCCUUUAUCUUAAGACAAAAACAUAUCUCAAGCUUAACCAUUGUCUUGCAGGGAUGGGAAGAAACCGUGCCCUUUAAUUGUAAAAGGACGCUUCUUACACAAUCAGUCACUUUUAUGAUCCUUGCUGUGUACGUACAUUGUACUUGCAAAAGAACACUGUCGUGAGGCUGGUUUCUUACAAGAACUUUUCUGCCUCCCCGAAAAUGCCAGAAUUAAGCCAGGAGAAUGUUCACGUCCCAUUCAGACGUGUCCUAGUAACCGGAGCCACAGGGUUACUAGGGCGGGCAGUUUACAAGGAGUUUCAAGACAAUGACUGGUAUACCGUUGGCUGCGGGUACAGUCGUGCCCGACCCAGAUUUGAAAAAUGCAACUUGCUGGAUGCUGACGCUGUACGAGCGAUGAUUCAGAAGUUUCAGCCCCAUGUUAUAGUGCACUGUGCUGCAGAGAGGAGGCCAGAUGUGGUAGAAAGUCAGAGAGAUGCUGCGAUACAGCUGAAUGUAUCUGCUGCAGGAAAUCUGGCCAAAGAAGCAGGUGUGAGUUUUGUGAUCUACAUCAGCACAGAUUAUGUAUUUGAUGGAAGAAAUCCUCCAUAUGACGUUAAUGACACUCCAAACCCAUUAAACCUGUAUGGAAAAACAAAGCUGGAAGGAGAAAGAGAGGUCCUGCAAAAUAAUAUGGGAGCGGCAGUUCUCAGAGUUCCUGUUCUAUAUGGAGACGUUGAGAAGCUCGAGGAGAGCGCCAUAACUGUGAUGUUCGAUACAGUUCAGAACUCCACAGAUUUGAUCAGCAUUGACCACUGUCAGCAGAGGUUCCCCACCUAUGUGAAGGACGUGGGUCGAGUGUGCCGCCAGCUAGCAGAGAGCCGGCUCCAGGAUCCUUCUUUGAGAGGUAUUUUCCACUUCUCUGGUAACGAGCAGAUGACCAAAUAUGAAAUGGCGUGUGCAAUCGCAGAUGCCUUCAGCCUGCCAAGUAGCCACCUGAGACCAAUCACUGAAACCCCGGUGGGGUCAGGGGCUCUUCGUCCACACAAUCCUCAACUGGACUGCUCCCGUCUAGAGAAUCUGGGUAUUGGACACAGGACACCCUUCAAACAGGGGAUCAAGGAGUGUCUUUGGCCUUUCCUCCAUGACAAGAGAUGGAGACAGUCGGUCUUCCAUUAAGAAACCACUGAGGGCAAUAAUCACCCCCUCCCCCCUUUUAGUUUUGCUUGUAUUAUUUUUUUUAGCACAAUGAAAACUGUGUACAGUAACAAACCAAUAAGCUUUUCAAGUCAAAAUCCAAACUAGUUCAUUUGUGGUCAAUGUUAAGUAUGUGACACUUUAAAUGAAGAUUAAUAAUGGUAAUAAUAAUAAUUUCCUUUGAAUGUUAACAGCAUUUCAUGGAAGGAUAAAAGCUUGAAACGAGAGGAGAAAAAAAUACCUCUAUAAAGAACCUUGCACCUUUUUGAUUAUAAGAAGUAUUCCUAGUUGCCUUUUAUAUCAUUUAAUUUUUAAAUAAACAUAAUUGGUUUGAGAUGGCUACCUGUUUUAAAUACGUUCCUAACAGUGACACUUUGCAUUCAUGCCAUCAUUUAUCUGCCCUCUGUAUUUUGCCCCUGUUGACUUGUUUUAUGCAGGUGAUAGUCACAUGAAGCACAAUGUUGGUUAUAUGUUAUAAAAAUAUUAAAGGGGGUUGUAAAAAGUACAAAUUUACAUUUAUCAAGUAGAUGUUAUGUAGCUGAAGCAAGAUAACGUCUUUGCACUUUUUUGUUAGGGUAUUUUGAAAGGGGGUUAUUUCCCAAAGGCUGAGCCCUGCACUGCACUUAAAGGUAUAUUCAGGUUUUUUUGUUUUGAGGCGUUAAGACUGAAUAAUUUCACAAUUCUAAAAUAAAUAAAGAUAAUUUUGUUAAUUGUAUGAAUAUGUUUGAAAUCAAUAAUGAUGAGUGAUUUAUAGCAAACUGACUACUGUCUUAAUGGAUUAUUGUGGAUUAUUAGUGCUGGAAAAGACCUGGCUGGUUUAUUGAGAUUGAUGAGGUUUUUAUAUGUGUUAACUGUACCCCAUUGUGUAAUAAAGUCUAGUUAAGCA
Messenger RNA from Acipenser ruthenus (sterlet), 2562 nucleotides. RefSeq names its product methionine adenosyltransferase 2 non-catalytic beta subunit methionine. Gene Ontology annotation, molecular function: methionine adenosyltransferase regulator activity. The transcript has 7 exons. NCBI's taxonomy places the organism in Eukaryota, Metazoa, Chordata, Actinopteri, Acipenseriformes, Acipenseridae. Gene Ontology annotation, cellular component: methionine adenosyltransferase complex. Bases 702 to 1658 code for a protein of 318 amino acids. The record is from RefSeq and is a predicted model, not a curated record. Gene Ontology annotation, biological process: S-adenosylmethionine biosynthetic process.